Messenger RNA from Penicillium diatomitis, 534 nucleotides. RefSeq names its product cytochrome c oxidase subunit IV family protein. Bases 1 to 534 code for a protein of 177 amino acids. Gene Ontology annotation, biological process: mitochondrial electron transport, cytochrome c to oxygen. The record is from RefSeq and is a predicted model, not a curated record. Lineage: Eukaryota; Fungi; Ascomycota; Eurotiomycetes; Eurotiales; Aspergillaceae. The transcript has 3 exons.
AUGUUUCUUCGCUCCAUCGCUCGCGCUGCUCCUCGCAGCCCGGCCGCCAUCCGUGCCGGCCCUGUGGCCUCGCUGAACGCCAUGCAGACCCGCGCUGCCUCUGACCACGCUAUCUCCAAUCCUACUUUGGCCAGCAUCGAGAAGCGCUGGGAGGCUAUGCCCCCUCAGGAGCAGGCCGAGCUCUGGAUGCAGCUCCGUGACCGCAUGAAGGUCGACUGGCACCAGAUGACUCUGCAGGAGAAGAAGGCUGCCUACUGGAUCGCCUUCGGUCCUCACGGUCCCCGCGCCGAGGCCCCCAAGGGUGAGGGUCUGCGCAUCUUCUUCAAGGUUGCUCAGCUCACUGCUGCCUCCAUCGCUGUCUUCUACGCUGUUCACUACUUCGCCAAGCCCCAGCCCAAGACCAUGUCCAAGGAGUGGCAGGAGGCUACCAACGAGUACGCUCAGUCCGAGAAGAUCAACCCCAUCCACGGCAUCAGCAAGGAGGGUUACGAGGGCAAGGGCUUCGUUCAGAGCCCUGCUGCCGAGAAGUCAUAA